Messenger RNA from Pochonia chlamydosporia 170, 1278 nucleotides. RefSeq names its product GATA-type sexual development transcription factor NsdD. Lineage: Eukaryota; Fungi; Ascomycota; Sordariomycetes; Hypocreales; Clavicipitaceae. The record is from RefSeq and is a predicted model, not a curated record. Gene Ontology annotation, molecular function: zinc ion binding; sequence-specific DNA binding. The coding region runs from base 1 to 1278 and encodes 425 amino acids. Gene Ontology annotation, biological process: regulation of DNA-templated transcription. The transcript is spliced from 3 exons.
AUGGCUACGGCGACAGUUCUAGCACCAAGCGCCCACUACCCCCAGGCUUCUUCAUAUUCAAACUAUCCACCACAUCAAUCUGGGACAACACCGGCGCCAGCACCUUCGAACCCUACUGGCAAUAUGAUUUCUAGCGAUCAUCGCCGCUCUUCCGACGAGAAGGAACAAUCUGGCCGACAAUCUCUACCGUCUAUUUCAGAAGUCAUCUCCGGAGCCAGACCGGGCCAGUUCCCCCCUCCUGCUCAACCCAACAUUCAACCCGGGUCAAGUUUGCCUUCACCUUUUGCAACACCAGCGCCCCGUCCGUACCCGGAGUCUGAGAAGCAUUCCCCUCAACAGCUGCAUACAUCAACAUAUCCGCCUCGACAAGAACCCUUACCUGCCUUCGCCGAUUCCCCCCGCCCUCCUUUCAAUGGUCGACACAGCCUCCCGCCUGUAUCAGACCGUCGGGCAACACCUCCCACAAAAUCUGACCUUCCGCAACAUCGCCUUGCUGAUCCCCAACAGCAACCGGAUCCGCAUGGACCGAACGGAGCAUACGGUCACCCACCGCCGCCAACUUCGCACCCAUAUGCCUCCGGGCAUCUUCCUCCUGGCCAGGUGCCUCUUCCUGCUUAUCCAAUUUCACCUCGACAUGCGGUGCCCGCACCACCGGGACAAUACGACCCUCGUGGACAGCCUGUGCGACAUGAGGAACCUGAGUACUCCAACCGUGCGAGAUUCGAGCACGCGCCAAAUCGUCAUUUUGAGACGUGGAGCUAUCAAGAUGCUCUUAGCCGUAUUGGGUCCGCCUCACGAACAAUAUUCAAUUUUGCGGAAGCGUAUGGCCGUAUAGCGCAGGAACAGCACGGCUCCCACCCAAUUCCCGAGCGUUUGCCCACUGAGCGAGAGGUCAACGAUAUGUUGGGCAACAUCGACAUGAUCAAACGCUCAUUGGAGCAAGUCAAGGAUGCCGUUCAAGCCUCAAUUCAAAGCGAGCGAGCGAGAGAAGGCACAAAGGGGAAGGGGGCAUUUGAGGAGGAGCAUCAAGAUGUCCCCAUGUAUGACAACGGAAUGAAGCCCCAGUACACUAUGACAGAGGUGAAGAAGCGUCGAGGCCGGGCUGCUCCUCCUGGUCGAUGCCAUAGCUGCAACAGAAUUGAUACCCCCGAGUGGAGACGUGGCCCGGAUGGUGCCAGAACUCUAUGCAACGCCUGUGGCCUUCAUUACGCCAAACUCGAAAGGAAGCGACAGCUGGAGGCCAGAUCUCUUCGACCCAAACCGGAGGAUAGAAAUUAA